This is a messenger RNA of Musca vetustissima, 8575 nucleotides long. RefSeq names its product neurofibromin (gene Nf1). The record is from RefSeq and is a predicted model, not a curated record. Gene Ontology annotation, biological process: regulation of GTPase activity. Bases 22 to 8493 code for a protein of 2823 amino acids. The transcript is spliced from 24 exons. NCBI's taxonomy places the organism in Eukaryota, Metazoa, Arthropoda, Insecta, Diptera, Muscidae.
AUAAAAAAAUAAAUCUAAAAAAUGGCCACACAAAAACCCGGAGAAUGGGCCAAUUCAUUAUUGGCCCGUUUCGAAGAUCAGCUUCCCAACAAAACAAAUGGUCCACAUGGUACACAGGCUCGUAUGAGCCAGGACCAGCUUGUGAAUUGUUUAAUUCACAUAUCACGGUAUCGCUUCUCCCUGGUGAUAUCGGGGCUAACGAAAAUGUUACAACGAGUUAAUGAAGCCGCCAUGCAAAAUCGCCAUGAAACCGAUCGUUGUUAUUUUGAAUCUCUUAUUAUUAUCCUAACUACCCUCGAAAGAUGUCUAACGAAUCAGACGAAGGAUACAGCCCGUUUCGAAGAGGCUAUGAAUGUAAAAUUGUUAUUGCGUGAAAUUACCCAAUUUAUCGAUGUCCAAAGUGAUAGUAAUCCGAAUGCCGCCCAGUUGAAAAUUUUAGCUUCCAAAGUUUUAUUUGCCCUAUCGCAAAAUCAUUUCUCAGCUGUAUUUAAUCGUAUAUCGGCUCGUAUACAGGAGUUGGCUGCAUGCUCUGAUGAAAAUCCUGAUUAUUCAGAUAUUGAAUUAAUUCAACACAUUGAUAUGGAUAUGACGAAGUUGACGAAAUUGCUGCAGGAGACUAUAACGAAAUUUCGAUCAAAGCGGGCGCCACCGUUGAUUUUGUUAAAUUCUAUUGAGAAGGCCAUAUGGAAUUGGAUAGAAUAUCAUCCACAGGAAUUUCAGGAUUUACAGAGGGGCAUGAAUCGGGAUAUAUCAACUUGCUGGGAACCAUUACUGGAUUUUGUUGAGGCCUAUAAGGCAGAAAAUAAAAAGAGUAAAACCACAGUUUGGCCCUUGCAAAUGUUGCUCCUCAUCUUAAAUCCGGCCUGUCUGGAAGCCACCGUCAAUGAAUUGCAGCAAUGCGAAAAGGAAAAAGACAAAAUGGCCUCCAAGGCCCAAUCGCGUGACAAAGAUUUCUCGGCCAAACAAUUUAUUGAAAGUGUCAAACGUGGCCUGGGGCCACAUUCACCCUCUAAAUUGGUAACCGAAUCUGCGGCCAUAGCCUGUGUAAAAUUGUGUAAAGCUGCCACAUAUGUGAAUAUCAACGAUUCAAACAACGUCAUUUUCAAAUUGGUGCAAUACAUUAUCAACGACAUUAAAGCUUUACUUUUUAAUCCCGUUAAGCCCUUCUCUCGCGGGCAGGGUUAUAAUUUUGCCGACAUUGAGUUAAUGAUUGAUUGUUGGGUUUCCUGUUUUCGCAUAAAUCCCCAUAACAUCGAGGCCCUUAAGGUCUGUUUGAAUUUAAAUUCACCACAGGCCUAUCACUUUGUUAUUGUUUGUUCGUUGUUAAGGUUGGCCCACAUCUAUGUUGAUUUUAGAUUACAAAACAAGAAUCCUUUUCGUGUGGUAAAUCAACCACGCUUACCAUGGUGGCCCCAAACGGAUGUGGUCCAUUAUCGUUCCGCAGAAAUGAGAGCAUUAUUUACCGACACCUUAAAUAAAGCCACCCAGGGUUAUAUAGCCCAUACCCCAUUGAGAAUGAUUACCUCUUUGACUUUGAAAACCAAAGACACCCAAAAGGGUUUGGCCAAAUCUGAAGAGGGCCCAGCCCAUAAAAUGUUAUUGUUGUUGUUAGUACGUUUAAUACAUGCCGAUCCCACCUUAUUGUUAAAUACCCAGGGCAAAGUAGCACAUGAAGUACAAAGUUCAACCCUUGAACUCAUUAAUGGUCUUGUUAGUUUGGUUCAUCAACCGUCCAUGCCAGAUGUGGCCCAAGAGGCCAUGGAGGCCCUGUUGGCCUUACAUGCUCCCGAAAAAAUCGAAGUUUGGAAUCCCGAAGCACCUAUUAAUACAUUUUGGGAUGUUAGUUCCCAGGUGUUGUUUUCAAUAUCCCAGAAAUUAAUACAACAUCAAAUAGCCAAUUAUACCGAUGUCCUCAAAUGGCUACGUGAGAUUUUAAUUUGUCGUAAUACCUUCUUACAAAGGCAUAAGGAUUAUGCCCAUGUCGGUAGCCAAAUAGCGAUAUGUAAACAGGCCCAUAUCAAAUUGGAGGUGGUAUUUUUUAUGUAUCUCUGGUCAGUGGAUCUGGAUGCAGUGCUGACUUCGCUGUCUUGUUUUGGUUUGCUGUGUGAAGAGGCAGAAAUAUGCUGCGGAUCGGAUGAGUUGACGGUUUCCAUGCUGGUUCCGAAUUAUAUGAUCUAUCAGGAGCUGGCACAAUUGUCAUCUGCCGCCACGGACUCUCGGAUUUGUUUCUAUGACAACAGUCAUGGUAACGUCCUGAAUCGCCUACACUUGCAGAAGAGGAUCAUGCAGCUUCUAAGGAAGAUUGAGCACUGUGUCCAUGGUGUACAGCCCGCUUGGGAGGAAACUUUUAGAAAUUGGGAAAUCAUGAGUAAAAUGUUACAAACCUAUCCCAAGUGUAAAACCGAAGAUGGCCAAGCUGAACUAUUUCAUCGUGGUGUUGGAAAACGUCGUGCCAGCCACCAAAGUUCUGAACAUGAUAUAGAAGAACAAAUCACCGAAUGGGCAAAUAUGACAUGGUUCCUAUUGGCAUUGGGUGGUGUGUGCUUAAUAAAACGUCGUCAACAAGUUGUGGCGGCACAAGCCUCGCAGCAAUCGCUCGCCCAUCAGGCACCCUUUCAUCCCUAUUCACAAAGUUUCGGGUCAUUUCCACAGAAUAUUCCACCUCAGGUUCAUAUACAACAGGGAGGUUCGAUAAGUUCGUUGGCACAAAAUUCAUUGCAUUCCCUAUCGAGUUCAUCGAGUUCGGGUAGGGGUUCGCUGAAUCCAAAUUGCAUAUCUUUGGCUGGUGUGCCACAAGGACCGCAACAAGAAGUUCAGUAUUGUCCGGUAACACAAUUCAUUGGCCAAUUGCUGAGAUUAUUGGUCUGCAGCAAUGAAAAAAUCGGUUUGAAUAUUCAAAAGAAUGUCAAGGAACUGGUUGGCGAAGAAAUGUCCACCUAUCUCUAUCCCAUAUUGUUUGAUCAAAUUCGUUCAAUUGUUGAGAAAUUUUUUGAUCAACAUGGUCAGGUUAAUGUGACCGAUAUCAAUACCCAAUUUAUCGAACACAUCAUUUAUAUUAUGAAAUCGAUUUUGGAUCCCAAGCCCAGUAAAGAUCCCAAUAAUGAACAACCAUCAACAUCGGAAAAUUUGGGUGUAACCAGUAUAGAAGGUAUGAUGUUGGGUAUUGUGCGUUAUGUACGCCACCUCGAUAUGACCGUGUAUGCGAUACGCAUUAAAACCAAACUAUGCCAAUUGGUUGAGGUUAUGAUGAAGCGACGCGACGAUUUGGCAUUUAGACAGGAAAUGAAAUUUCGUAAUAAAUUGGUGGAAUAUCUUUCGGAUUGGGUUAUGGGUACAUCGCAUCAAAUUGCACCGCCUAGCUCUACAGAUCCUUCAAUGAUAACCAACACCUCCUUGAUUUUCCGUGACCUGGAUCAAGCCUGCAUGGAAGCUGUGGCGGCUUUGCUUAGAGGUUUGCCCUUACAACCUGAGGAGUCGGAUCGUGGCGAUUUGAUGGAUGCCAAAAGUGCAUUGUUUCUCAAAUAUUUUACUUUAUUUAUGAAUCUCCUUAACGACUGCAUCGACAGUUCCGAGGCUGAAAAGGAACUUAAUAAUCCCCCACUAUUACCACCUCGCCCCCGUUUAGCUGCUGGCAAGCUAACGGCUUUACGUAAUGCCACCAUUCAGGCCAUGUCGAACUUGUUGGGAGCAAAUAUCGAUUCAGGCCUUAUGCACUCCAUUGAUCUGGGCUAUAAUCCUGAUUUACAAACUCGAGCCGCUUUCAUGGAAGUUCUAACACAAAUUUUACAGCAGGGUACAGAAUUUGAUACCUUGGCUGAGACCGUCUUGGCAGAUCGUUUUGAACAAUUGGUGCAGUUGGUUACGAUGAUUAGUGAUAAGGGUGAGCUGCCCAUAGCCAUGGCCUUGGCUAAUGUUGUGACAACAUCUCAAAUGGAUGAAUUGGCAAGGGUGCUGGUAACCCUAUUUGAUGCUAAGCAUUUACUUUCUCCUCUCCUCUGGAAUAUGUUUUAUCGUGAGGUGGAGGUAUCGGACUGCAUGCAGACCCUAUUCCGUGGCAACUCCUUGGGUAGUAAAAUAAUGGCAUUUUGUUUUAAAAUCUAUGGUUCGGCCUAUUUACAACUGCUGUUGGAGCCGUUGAUACGGCCACUUCUGGAUAAUCCCACUACCUCGUUUGAAGUUGAUCCAGCAAGACUUGAUCCUGGAGAUGAUUUAGAUGUGAAUCGCCGCAAUCUAAUUGCCCUUACCAAAAGGGUCUUCGAUGCCAUUACAAAUUCAGCUGAUCGUUUUCCUCCCCAGCUGAGGUCAAUGUGCCAUUGUCUAUAUCAGGUUCUAAGUAAACGGUUCCCGAAUUUACUGCAGAAUAAUAUUGGAGCUGUGGGUACUGUAAUUUUCCUGAGAUUUAUAAAUCCCGCUAUUGUUUCUCCCCAAGAACUGGGUAUUGUUGGAAAACAGGUCCCAAGUACCGUGAAACGUGGCCUCAUGUUAAUGUCCAAGAUUCUGCAAAAUAUCGCCAAUCAUGUGGAAUUCUCCAAGGAACAACAUAUGUUGUGUUUUAAUGACUUCUUGCGUGAACACUUCGAGGCCGGACGUCGCUUCUUUAUACAAAUUGCCUCCGAUUGUGAAACGGUGGAUCAAACCUCGCAUAGUAUGAGUUUUAUAUCGGAUGCCAAUGUAUUGGCAUUACAUCGUCUGUUAUGGACGCAUCAAGAAAAAAUAGGUGACUACUUAUCAAGUAGUCGAGAUCACAAGGCGGUGGGACGUAGACCUUUUGAUAAAAUGGCCACACUGUUGGCCUAUUUGGGACCACCAGAACACAAGCCAGUUGAUUCGCACAUGAUGUUCUCUUCGUAUCCCCGCUGGAGCUCAAUUGACAUGUCAUCUACCAAUUUUGAAGAAAUCAUGGUGAAACAUCAAAUGCAUGAAAAGGAUGAAUUCAAGGCCUUGAAGGCUAUGAACAUUUUUUAUCAGGCUGGUACCAGUAAAUCGGGUUAUCCUGUUUUCUAUUACAUAGCCAGGAGAUAUAAGAUUGGUGAAACAAAUGGUGAUCUGUUGAUUUAUCAUGUCAUCCUCACCUUGAAACCAUUUUGUCAUUCCACAUUUGAAGUGGUGAUAGAUUUUACCCAUGUUAACUCUGACAAUCGGUUCCGUACCGAGUUUUUGCAAAAAUGGUUUUAUGUAUUGCCGGCGGUGGCCUAUGAAAAUGUGCAUGCCGUGUAUAUUUACAAUUGUAAUUCAUGGGUAAGGGAAUAUACCAAAUUUCAUGAUCGGAUAUUGGCACCAUUGAAGGGCAAUCGCAAAUUAAUGUUUUUGGAUUCGCCGAAUAAAUUGAAUGACUACAUUGAUCCAGAUCAACAAAAAUUGCCCGGAGCCACUUUGUCAUUGGAUGAAGAUCUCAAGGUCUUUAGCAAUGCUUUGAAGUUGAGUCACAAAGAUACCAAGGUGGCGAUAAAAGUUGGUCCUACCGCCUUGCAAAUCACCUCCGCCGAAAAGACCAAGGUAUUGGCCCAUUCCGUUCUGCUUAAUGAUGUCUACUAUGCUUCGGAAAUUGAAGAAGUGUGUCUGGUGGAUGAUAACCAAUUUACCCUGUCCAUUGCCAAUGAAAGUGGUCAAUUAAGUUUCAUACACAACGAUUGCGAUAAUAUUGUCCAGGCCAUUAUACACAUACGUAAUCGCUGGGAGCUGAGUCAACCCGAUUCGGUUACCGUUCAUCAGAAAAUACGACCCAAGGAUGUACCGGGAACGCUGCUUAAUAUGGCAUUACUUAAUUUGGGUUCAGCAGAUCCCAAUUUGCGUACGGCUGCCUAUAAUUUGCUGUGCGCAUUGACAGGAACUUUUGAUUUGAAAAUUGAGGGACAGUUGUUGGAAACCCAGGGUCUCUGCAUUCCCUCCAACAACACCAUUUUCAUCAAGUCCGUCAGUGAGAAACUGGCCACCAAUGAACCCCAUUUGACUUUGGAAUUUCUCGAAGAAUGUAUACAGGGCUUCCAACGCAGUACCAUCGAAUUGAAGCAUUUAUGUUUGGAAUACAUGACGCCAUGGCUGAAGAAUCUGGUGAAGUUCUGUAAAUCCAAUGAUGAUGCCAAAAAGGUGAAAGUCUCACAAAUUCUGGAUAAACUCAUUUGUCUGACCAUUGAACAAAAGGAAAUGUAUCCAUCGGUGCAGGCGAAGAUAUGGGGUUCCAUUGGACAAAUACCCGAAUUGAUAGAUAUGGUGUUGGAUAACUUCUUGCACAAGUCCAUAUUCUAUGGUCUGGGAUCGCCACAAGUGGAAAUAAUGGCCGAUACUGCUGUGGCCUUGGCCUCAGCCAAUGUCCAAUUAGUUUCGAAGAAGGUGAUAACACGCAUGUGCCGUGUGAUGGACAAAACCUGUACAAAUCCUGCUCAGUACCUGGAACAUCAUAUGAUGUGGGAUGAUAUUGCCAUAUUGGGACGCUACUUACUUAUGCUUUCGUUUAACAAUUGUCUCGAUGUGGCCACCCAUUUGCCCUAUCUUUUCCACACGAUUACUUUUCUAGUCUGCUCCGGUUCGCUGUCUAUGCGGGCUUCAACUCAUGGUUUAGUUAUAAAUAUAAUACAUUCAUUGUGUACCUGUACCAAGCCGAUUUUCUCGGAAGAGGCCCAGCGGGUGUUACGCCUAUCUCUGGAUGAAUUCUCGCUACCGAAAUUCUAUUUGCUGUUCGGUAUUAGCAAGGUGAAAUCGGCUGCUGUCACAGCAUUCCGUUCAAGUUGUCGUCAUCCUCCCGAUAAGUGGUUGGGAAAUGAGCGGGUGUCACAGAAUUUGCCACCCGAUCGCGAACGGCUUUCAUUACCGUCCUUAGAAGUCAUCACAGAUGCUUUGCUUGAAAUAAUGGAGUCGUGCAUGCGAGAUGUACCCGAUUGUCAAUGGUUGCAGACGUGGAAUUCAUUGGCUCGUAGCUUCGCAUUCUGUUACAAUCCGGCUCUGCAACCAAGGGCCUUGAUUGUUUUUGGUUGUAUUAGUAAAAGUGUAACAGAUCAGGAGGUGAAACAGUUGCUAAGGAUACUAGUAAAGGCUGUGGAGUCGUUUACAGAUAUUACCCUAAUUGAGGCUAUUGUUAUGUGUUUGACACGUAUCCAACCGUUGCUAAGACCGGAAUCUCCAAUUCACCGAAAUCUUUUUUGGGUUGCCAUUUCUGUUCUACAACUGGAUGAGGGUAAUUUGUAUGGUGCCGGUUUGGCUUUGUUGGAACAAAAUCUACACACCCUUAAGUCCCAGGGAUGUUUUGAUAAUGCCAAUAUAGCCGAGGUAAUGAUGAGUACACGAGAAAAACUGGAAUGGCAUUUUAAACAAUUGGAUCAUGCUGUCGGUCUAUCGUUCCGUAGUAAUUUCCAUUUUGCUUUAGCUGGACAUUUGAUAAAGGGUUUCCGUCAUCCCACUCCGACAACAGUUUCGCGGACUUCACGCAUUUUAACUAUGCUUUUGGGCAUCAUUGCCAAACCCUGUAGACGUGAUAAAUUCGAGGUGACACCCGACAGUGUGGCAUAUUUAACCGCCUUGGUUGCCGUCUCCGAGGAGGUUCGUUCAAGAUGUCAUGUCAAACAUGCUUUGCCACGUUGGCCAGCCGAAAUGCCCACAGAAAAUGGUACGGCUUCUGGCGAACAAACCGGCAGCAGCAUGGCUUUAUCGAGACGUCAAAAAUCAUGGGAUAUCCUAGAUCAAUCGGCAUUGAAUUUUGCCCGCCAUCAUAAAGUACCUGCACCACCGAAUGCGAGAGUUUUAUUCAAAACUCAGCGCUCAUUUUCGGUACCCACCACCAAAGAUCCAAAUAAUGCGAAUGGAAUCGAAGAACGUCAGGAACGUGGUUCACGCACCUCGGUGUCAAAUGAAUCAAAUGUUCUGUUGGAUCCAGAAGUUUUGCCCGAUCUAUCAAUACAGGCAUUGGUAUUGACGGUAUUGGCAACACUGGUCAAAUACACAUCAGAUGAGAAUGAGACACGCGUUCUCUAUCAAUAUCUUGCCGAGGGAUCUGUGGUAUUCCCGAAAGUUUUUCCAGUCAUCCACUCAUUAUUGGACCAAAAAAUCAACAACAUUCUGUCGGUAUCCCACGAUCAGGUUGUCUUGAAUUCAGUACAAAGUAUCAUCCAAAAUAUGUUGGCCAGUGAAGAUCCCUCGCAGCAGCAAUUGCAUUUCCUGCAAAGUUGUGGUUUUGGUGGUUUGUGGCGUUUUGCGGGGCCCUUUACCAAAUACAAUGUUAUGGGUGAAUCCUCGGAGUUGUUUGUGAAUUGUCUGGAGGCCAUGGUGGAGACAUGUCUGCCGGGAGAUGAACAACAAGCGCCCAUGGUUCCUUUGGUGCGACCCUAUAAUCUCAGUUCCAGUCUCAGCAGUCUUACUUUAGGGUCACCAACGGAUAAAGCUUUCUCAUCGGAAUCAUUAGAUCAUGAAUUUGGCGGCAGUGUAAGCUCUCUCCGCCGUGCAUCACACAGCAAAGCACGCGCCAAGCACCGUCUCACCGAAAGUCCAUCACAUAACAAUUAACAAAGAAUCUGGAUGAUAGAGACACAAGCUCCACUAAUUUUUAUCCGUGUUAAGAAUUUCAAACGACUAACGAUCAUUCACA